Messenger RNA from Candidula unifasciata, 708 nucleotides. NCBI's taxonomy places the organism in Eukaryota, Metazoa, Mollusca, Gastropoda, Stylommatophora, Geomitridae. The record is from the annotation of a GenBank genome assembly.
AUGUUCACACCAAGAAAUGGAGAUCGCAUUGAUGUUCCAAAUCUUCUUGUGGUUGUCACGGACGGCCAAUCAAACAUCAACAACCAUGAAACUAUCCCUGAGGCAAGACUAGUCAAGUCCACUGGAGCCACAAUUGUGACUGUGGCCAUAGGUAUUCAGGACAACAGUGAGCUGCAAGGUCUGACAUCCCCUCCUGUGCAAGACAAUAUCAUUGAGGUGACUGAUUUUGAUGACCUGCAUACAUUGUCACAUUUCAUUGUGGCACCUCUUUGUACAGACGCCAACCUGUGUGACCGGAACCCAUGCCAGAAUAGUGGUCUCUGUGUUGACAGCCUUCGAUCAUACAUGUGCAUUUGUUUGAGUGGGUUCUAUGGAGAAAACUGUGAAAAGUUAUGCGGUCCACCAGCUGAUGUUGUGCUGAUACUUGACUCAUCGUCUUCUGUUGGUGCCUCCAACUUUGAUGCUAUCAAAUCCUACGCCCAAAUGUUGGUCAGAGAGAUGAACAUCCAGUCCUGCAGCAUCAACAUAGGCAUCAUCAAGUACAGCUCUGCAGCAAUGGUCCAGCUGAAUCUCGGCACCCAGACCUCAGAAGCGGCUGUCUUGAGAGUUAUCCAGGAUAUCAGCUACACCCCAGGGAGAUCAAACAUGGCUGAAGCUCUGAGAGUAGUCCGUACACAGAUGUUCAGUCGUAGAAACGGAGACAGGUAA